Molecule: messenger RNA, 4686 nt
Organism: Equus caballus (horse)
Lineage: Eukaryota; Metazoa; Chordata; Mammalia; Perissodactyla; Equidae
Gene: STPG4
Product: sperm-tail PG-rich repeat containing 4
Biological process (GO): epigenetic programing of male pronucleus
Cellular component (GO): male pronucleus; germinal vesicle; female pronucleus
Molecular function (GO): chromatin binding; histone binding
Source: RefSeq, a predicted model, not a curated record
AUUUUUUUAACUAUUUAAGAUUGUGUUUAGUUUUUAAAUUACGAUACUUCCUUCAAAAGGUCUAAGUAAAAGAUUAAAAGGCCUUUUGCCAGUGUACCCAGCAUGGGACGGCCUAAGGCGGGUGUUGGGUGUUUCCUGCCUUUCUAAAAUAUUUGUCAGCUUUGGCUUCAGUUUGUCCGUAUUGACUUCAGCCAUAUAAUGAUUAUUUAAAAGUGUUAAAAACACAACAAUCCACAUCUAGGGGUGAGGGUCAUUAUGUUUUUACCUCUGUUUCCUAAUGUUUUACUCACAGUGCUCUUUAAUUCUUAUACCAUAAGGCAAAGGAGAAUUUUCAGUUGUGCCUGCCUACCUGCAACAUGUUUUACAAAAAAGGUAUCUUUGGGAGUGAUUGGCAGUAAACUAAAUCUUGUUUUGGUUUUUGCUUCCUUCUAAACCAUUGCUUUCUCUAUAAUUUAAGCUACUUGAAAGGUGGUUAUCAGGGUUUUUGUUUUUUAACUACCUGUUAAAUACUUAAUGAAAGAUUCCAUAGCAAACCAGAGCCAAGAUUAAAACAUUAGGUAUAAUUAUUACCUGAUUAUUAUAGCCACAAGGCUUUUCAUUUCUCAGAGGGCAAUUCAUUUCACUAGUUACUGCCUGUUUCUGACUGUUUUAAUACUACUGUUUUUGAAAAUAGAAAACUGGAUGGUUACUGAAGGAAAAGAGUGAUACGUAUGUUUUAGAUAGGACAAGGGAAGUUACAGGCACUGGUAAUCCUAACGGGGUAUUACAUUAUUACAUAUUAGGUAGGCAAUCAAUUAAAUAGGAAGACCUUCAUUAGAUACAGGAGUUUAGUAAAAAGGAAUGCCAAACAAGGGUAUUUGGUGGGAGAAAAUUCAUGUGUCUGGCAGUUGAGGCACAGGAAUCUCCAGAGUAUUAAAACAUGGGCUUUGGAGUUAUUGCAACAGUGUUCAGAUCACUGCUGUGUAUAACCUUGAAGAGGUCAAUAUUAUCCAAGCCUCAGUUAUCUUACCUGUAAAAUGGGCAUAAUUUACCCAACUGGUUUCUAGCUUUGAUAAUAAUGAAGGUAAGGCACUUAGCAUAGUCUUCGGCAUUUGCAGUAAGUGUUCAAUGAUGUUACUAAGCUGUUAAACCAAUUACGACCGUAUAAAAUGAGGAAAUUGGGCAAAAUUGGUCUUGAUGUUUUUCCAGUUUCAUCAGUUUGAAGUUUAUCUAAGUUGCUGACAACAAGGUGGAAGGGGUAAACAGAUUUUGGAGUACUUUUGUGUGUCCUAUUAAUUGCUGAUUUUAUAAUCUUCACAAAAGUCACAAAGUAGGGAUUGUUUUGAUUUUACUGGAAGUUGAACUAUAGAGCAGUUUUAUAUAACUAGUCAUAUUGAGCACAUACUAAGCUGGGUUCAAGUUUCAGUUCUACUUCUAUAACAUAAUCUUACUCAAACCCAGAACUAUAAUUUUGAAACCUUCAAAUCUUAACCAUAUUACCUCUUUCCUACUAGCAAGAUCAUGGUGAUUGAUCAUUCUUUCCUCAGUACUAUGUGUAGCAUGUUUGCUCUCAGACAAUUCUAACAAAAACCAUCACUAUUGCAGUUAAAAUGAUCCUAGGAUGUGAAGUAUUUUACCUAGAAUUUUUAUUAAAGAUAUGAUACACAGCAGAGGCACUGUAGAGCUCUACUUAGUAUAUAGUUCUGGAUUCUCAGAAAUGCCUUCCCCCUUUUUAAAACUGGUUAUGAUAACCUAAAAAUAAAUCUGAAACUUUGAUAACUGUAUAAAACAGUGCUUUCUUAAGAGGACAUUUUGUUUUUCCUACAUGCUUAAAUCUGUUUCAUUGGUAAAGUCCUUGAAAUCAUUGACCCAUGCCGUUUCUAUUUUUGAGAUACUCAAACUAUUUUCUCGCCUAGAUGUUCCCUUCUAUUUCACAUUUUGUAUGGGUUUCUGGACUUCUCUGUACCUUUCAUCAUAUUCUUUUAGUCUCUAGGGUACCAGUCCCUAGUCUACUGAGCCAGUUUUACAGGCUCAGCCAAAAUAAGAAAAUGAAAUGAGGCACAGCGAUGGACUUGAUUAAUCUCUUAACAUUUGUGAAAACUCUAGUUUUUACUUGCCUCUUGGCCUUAUAAUUUCACUUCUUAAUUUCAAACCCAGUACCUGGUGGUGGUGGUGGUUUUCUUUUUUUUUAAGGCUUUGUUACAUGAACUUAGAAUCUCAGUAUUUUAAGAGAAAUUAAAUGGCGUCCUCUAGUGUGCUACUCAAAAAGUUGCCCACAGAAUCACUUGAGAGUUCAUUGGAAGUGUGAAUUUUAGUCCUUGCCCCAGAAUCUGAAUCAGAAUCUAUUUUAACAAGAUCCCCAGAUGUUUUGUACACAUUAAUUUUUGAAAAGCAUUACCGUGGUCCAUCCUCUGGUUUUAUUUGUAAAGAGGAAAACUAGUCAUUUAUUCAACAAAUGUUUUAAUCCCUCCUGGUUUCAAAGGGCUCAGGAUUAAGACAAAAACCUGUGAUUUUGGAUAUGUUUAAAAUUAGAGGAGAAACAAUUUGUCAAAGACCUCCAACCAAGAUAAGCACAGGGUCUUUUGGGGUCAAGGGAUUAGGCUUAGGAGGACUUCGCAGAGGAGCUGACCCCUGGGGUUUGGCAGGCCAUCAAAGAAGGGAAUAGUAUCUUAAGCAGAAGGGCUGGCAUAUUCGGGGACAAUAGAGUAUGAAGAUGGCAUGUUUGGCGUUUGCAAGUAUACAUCAGGGCAUGAGGUUCUAGUGAAGGAAAGGAAAUGAGAUUGGAUUGUAAACUUUGCUUUUGUCUUAAAGACAAUGAUAGUCCAUAUUUAAUGAAUGCAUUGUGCCUGACAUGGUUCUAAACAUUUCACUCAAGUUAAUCUUGAUAAUCACCCCAUGUGGGGUACCAAUUUACUAUCAACUUUAUAGACAAGCACAAUAAAUCACAGCAAAUGCAGCCAGUGUUUAAAUUCUAGUCAUGGGAGGAGAGGGAUUCACGAAUGAGGGAGUGGAGUGGAGUAAUAAUGCAGUAAUGACAAAUGGAGGUCAAAUUUGAUAAAAGCUGAAAAAUCCCCAUUGGUUUUGGCAAUUGGAUCACUGGCUAGUUUAGCAAGUGCAAUUUUAAUUGAAGGGUGUGUGCACAUGUCAGAUUAAGAUGGUUUUAGGAAAGUAUAGGAGAUGAAAGAAUUGAGUCCCCAUUACUCUUGAAAUUUUGUGAAAAGAAGCAGAAACUUUAUGGCGUAGUGGACAGUGGGGUGCUGGAUCUAGCCCUGGAUUUCAACUCUGUGCCAUUUCUGUAUGAUGCUGAGUCAACUGUACUAAACUGUCCAAGGAAGCUUCUGUUUGCUCAUCCACAGAAUGGGAUUAAUGCCUACUUCACAGGAUCAUUGUGAGGAUUAAAUUAGGUUAAUGUAUGUGAAGUAUCUGGAACACAGCAGGUACUCUAUAAAAUGAAAUUAUUAAGGUUGAGGGGAGGGUUCGUUUUUAAAGAUGAGAAUGUUUAUAGGUUGAUAAGCUAUAGCCAAGAAAGAUUGAAAGUGAAAAAGGUCUAUACAGAUAGGAAAGAGGGUGGUCCGCGGUUUAAUGCUCACUCCACUUCUCAAAUCAGAGGCAAGAGAAGUGACACUCCCAGAAUUUCCAUCUGGAGUUUAGAAACUAAUCUAAGGCUGAUUUUUUGCCUUAAAGCUCAGUAUGCCUCCCAAGCACGGGGUCUCCCUGCCUGGGGGUGUGGGAUGGGGGGCGAUGGGGAAAGGGCUUAAUUUAGAUUCCGGUACACUCAAGCCUUUACCAGCCGCCUUUAUGAGCCCCCCUUGGCGCAGGUACUUAGCGAGGGCUCUCUGGCGACUCUAGAGCCCUCUAGAUUUUCUUACCACACGUGUGCGUGACCGUCUCGAACGAUUUCCUCUGCGCGAGGCUUAGCGCGGGGCCUCAAAGCGUGCGCCCGCCUCCCUUCCCCCACCAGCGGAGUCAGACCUUGGCGGGUCCCCCGCGCACGCUCGGGAGAGGGCCCGAGGUGCCUCCUGGCAACCGGACGCCGGCCUCGGCCUCGGGAGCGAGGAGGCCGCAAUGGAGCCGCCAACCACCGCCAUCCCCGCCGCCUCGAAACUAACCCGGAAGACGUCAUCUUUGGAAAGAGAAGGAUGGUGGAGAAUGGCUUUAACAAGUACUCCUAUCCCUGGCACUUACCACUUGAAAACUUUUAUUGAAGAAUCCCUGUUAAAUCCGGUGAUAGCAACCUACAAUUUUAAAAACGAAGGGAGGCGAAAACCACCUCUUGUGCAAAGAAACAAUCCGGUAGUAAAUGACCUUCCCCAGUACAUGCCUCCUGACUUCUUGGACUUGUUAAAGAAGCAGAUGGCCACUUACUCGUUUAAGGACAAACCACGGCCCAGCCCCAGCACACUGGUUUACAAAGAUAAGUCACUUGAGCUUUCACCAGGGCAAUACGAGCUACUUCCUGCUCCAGUUCCCAAGUAUGCUUCCAGGAGCUUUGUAUUUCGUUCUUCAGUUCAGAGAUUUCCAACAGGCUGCUUCACUCCUAGUACCUCGAUUCUUGCCCGCCUGUUCAAAAACCCCGGGCCCAGGAGCGUACACAGCUUCAGCACAAUUCCCCAAGCAGCCCGGGACCAUAGCCAAAAUGGGCCGAGAACAUAGCCUUUUCUUCAACAACACAAUUGGCUUUUAAAAUAAAGCCAUCUUGGUCCUAUG